UAAUAUCCAUAACUCAGUACAUUCACCAAAAUCAAGAAAAAAAAAAAUACAAUCUCUGAAACCUCCACUCAUUUCUUCUCAAUAAAAACAAAUGCCGGCCGGAGAGCUCCGCUACCCAUCUCCGCCGGCGUCAACAACACCACAACUUCCACAAACCAACAACUCAAACGGAGACGAGACAUGGGUAUGGGCCCAGAUAAAAGCGGAGGCUCGCCGUGAUGCGGAGUCGGAGCCGGCGUUAGCUAGCUACCUGUAUUCGACGAUUCUGUCACAUUCGUCGCUAGAGAGAUCGUUAGCUUUUCAUUUGGGGAAUAAGCUGUGCUCUUCUACACUGCUUUCAACUCUUUUAUAUGAUCUUUUCUUGAAUACUUUUUCUUCCGACCAUUCUCUGCUUGCUGCUUCUGUUGCUGAUCUUAGGGCUGCUCGUGUUCGUGACCCGGCUUGUGUCUCGUUUUCUCACUGUCUUCUUAAUUAUAAAGGCUUCUUGGCUUGUCAGGCUCAUCGAGUUGCUCACAAGUUGUGGAGUGAAUCGCGUAGGCCGCUGGCACUUGCUUUACACUCUCGAAUAGCUGAUGUUUUUGCUGUGGAUAUACAUCCAGCUGCAAAGAUAGGGAAGGGGAUAUUGUUUGAUCAUGCAACUGGUGUUGUGAUUGGUGAAACCGCGGUCAUAGGGAAUAAUGUGUCGAUUUUGCACCAUGUCACGCUUGGAGGAACAGGAAAGGCAUGUGGUGAUCGACAUCCGAAGAUUGGAGACGGAGUAUUGAUUGGAGCAGGUGCAACAAUUUUAGGCAAUGUUAAAAUUGGGGAAGGUGCGAAGAUUGGUGCUGGCUCGGUUGUGCUGAUUGAUGUUCCCGCUAGAACUACGGCAGUUGGGAACCCGGCUAAGUUGGUGGGUGGAAAGGAAACACCCGCGAAGCAUGAGGAAUGUCCCGGAGAAUCCAUGGAUCAUACUUCUUUUAUCUCGGAAUGGUCAGAUUAUAUUAUUUGAUUCGAUAAUCAAUCUUAUACCAGGUGCUAUAUACGAGUUUCAUGUUGUGUUUUGCCAAAUUAUACAUUGUGACGAAGAUGUUCUGCUAAUGAUUUGUGUAUCUAUGCCUGUUUGUAAUUUACCAAUGAAACACAUAAAAACUAUUAUCAUAAAGGAAUAAGCUGCCUUCGAUUUGGUUCUUGCUAUGUAUGAAUUCUACAUGAUAUUGUAAUCUCAUCAACUCUUUUUCUUAUAUUCAAAUUCAAUUUAUA
This is a messenger RNA of Mercurialis annua (annual mercury), 1239 nucleotides long. RefSeq names its product serine acetyltransferase 5. Lineage: Eukaryota; Viridiplantae; Streptophyta; Magnoliopsida; Malpighiales; Euphorbiaceae. Gene Ontology annotation, cellular component: cytosol; cytoplasm. The coding region runs from base 92 to 988 and encodes 298 amino acids. The record is from RefSeq and is a predicted model, not a curated record. Gene Ontology annotation, molecular function: L-serine O-acetyltransferase activity. The transcript has 2 exons.